AUGCCUCAUUGCGCUUACCCCGCAACCCCGGCUGAACAUCAGCCCUUUAGGGCCCCGUCUGUGGUGGUCUAUUGGCUCUUUGAGGUGCGCGCGGAACGCUACGCGCCGUACGCUCGGGUCUGGUUCUGGUCGGGCGGCGAGCUGCCCUUACUCGCCGUCCGCAGAUCCGCGCUUACGGUGACCGGAGUUCGUCUCUCGUUGUGUCCACGGGUCUGCAGACGGCGAGUAAGGGUAGCUCGCCGCCCGACCAGUACCAGUCCCGAGCGUACGGCGCGUAACGUUCCGCGCGCGCCUCAAAGAGCCAAUAGACCACCACAGACGGGGCCCUAUAGGGCUGAUGUUCAGCCGAGGUUGCGGGGUAAGCGCAAUGAGGCACCGCGACCUCGGCCCAGAGCGGGAGAAGGAACAGGGGGUUUCUAUCACGCUUAUGGUAAGAGACGUCAGGAAUAUGCGAGUCAAGAGGAAUUCGAUGAAGUAGGAGUCAAAGUUUUGGAUUCCUACAAGAUGUUUAUGCACCCUCUCUCAGUGCAAGAGAGGAAUAGUUUCAAAGAUCUUGGAUUUGAAUUUGCGGGAAACUUGAUCCAUACUAUAAUAGACAACAUGCGUCCUGUAGACAAAGGACCCGGGACACGGCCUAUGUUUACUAGACAGCUAUCCGAAGGAGAUUCGUAUAAGACACCUUCCACUACUGAACACCCACAUAUUCAUGCGGUCGGCAAACGAGCAGACGGAUUACCUGAUGGUAAGGAAUCAGCGCCGCCCUUGGAUACCCGCAACGGAGGAGUUACGAAAGGCAAACGAGCAGACGGAUCACCUGAUGGUAAGCGAUCAGUGUCGCCCAUGGACAUCUGCCACACCGGAGGAGUCACAGGCCCGAGCGUACGGCGCGUGGCGUUCCGCGCGCGCCGCAAAGAGCCAUUCGACCACCACAGACGGGGCCCUAAAGGGCUGAUGUUCAGCCGGGGUUGCGGGGUAAGCGCAAUGAGGUACCGCGACCUCGGCACAGAGCAGGAGAAGGAACAGGGGGAAACUGCAAUUCUGUGUGUUAUUGAUGAUGAUGAUGAUGAUGAUAAAAAUACAAGGACAUCAGCCGGCAAUUAUCCCGAGCGUACGUCGCGUAGCGUUUUGCGCGCGCCUCAAAGAGCCGAUAUACCACCACAGACGGGGCCCUAUAGGCUGAUGUUCAGCUGA
Messenger RNA from Spodoptera exigua (beet armyworm), 1191 nucleotides. The record is from the annotation of a GenBank genome assembly. NCBI's taxonomy places the organism in Eukaryota, Metazoa, Arthropoda, Insecta, Lepidoptera, Noctuidae.